Tarenaya hassleriana is the source of this 675-nucleotide messenger RNA. RefSeq names its product 60S ribosomal protein L18a-like protein. The transcript has 4 exons. Bases 47 to 499 code for a protein of 150 amino acids. Lineage: Eukaryota; Viridiplantae; Streptophyta; Magnoliopsida; Brassicales; Cleomaceae. The record is from RefSeq and is a predicted model, not a curated record.
GAGAGAGAGAGAGAGAGAGAGAGAGAGAGAGAGAGAGAGAGAGAAGAUGAGCGGUGGAGAAGAAGAGAGGAGCAGAGGCGUCGCAGGGGAUCAUCAGAAUCAGUACGGAACAUUUCAAGGCGUCGCCAAUUACCCUCCGCCGCCGAUUUCGCCGCCGAUCACCGGUUUCCCGCAGCCUGCUCCAUCGUCGGGAUCUUACGAUUCUACUGCUUCCUACUACGUCCAUGGAUACCAGACCGUCCCAGUUUAUGCUGUUGCUGAAGGAAGACCUGUGAGACAACGCCGCCUUCCUUGCUGUGGGAUUGGUCUCGGUUGGUUCCUGUUCAUAAUCGGUUUCUUCCUCGGUGCAAUCCCUUGGUAUGUCGGGUUGUUUAUCAUGAUGUGUGGAAGGAGGAUAGACUACCGGGAGAAGCCAGGAUACAUUGCUUGCACCAUUGCUGCUAUUCUCGUCACCAUUGCUGCGAUUCUUGGUGUAUCCAAAGGGGCAGAGGACUGGUGAAUCUGCUCUUCCUUCAAUUCUGUAUUUGUUUGUACAGCUUCAAUACAAUGAAUUUCCUAUCUUUUGACCUUUGUACCUUUAUUUUUCUAUGAAAUUCAAUAAGAAACGGUUGCUUCAAAGUGUCUGUGAUGAAGGAUCUCUUAUGUUUGAAUGCAUAUCUCCAAGUGUUUUAUUUC